Molecule: messenger RNA, 811 nt
Organism: Rubroshorea leprosula
Lineage: Eukaryota; Viridiplantae; Streptophyta; Magnoliopsida; Malvales; Dipterocarpaceae
Source: the annotation of a GenBank genome assembly
AGGGGUAAUUGUCCCACUGGUAUCCGCUGGGGUCAUCCUUAAAUGUUGGUAGAGUUGCUUCAUCUGUGUUGCAAGGGUCGAUUGUUGCUGCCGUAAGCUAUCAUUGUAAUACCCCAAAAUUUUCUAGAAUAUUUAAGUGAGUUAGGGACUUGUUUGAGAAAGAAAUAUUGUUUUGGGUUUAAUGGCCAACAUUUUAAAAGUUGAGGGGUUUAAAAAGAGUAGAAAUUGGAUAAGGAUGGCUUAUUUCUUUUCUCCUCUUCCUCUUUUCUGCAGCCCGAUUCUGCUUUUCUUCUUUCUUCCCGUAGCAGCCGGCAAGGAACCCAGCCAAGCCGACGCACCUCCCCUUGAGGAAACCAGUAGGAAGCUCAGAUUUUCCCCUUCCUUUCUUGCUCUAGAACACAUCUAGAACCCAGAAUUUCUCCCCCCUGCAGAGAAGAAUCCGGAUCUGCUCUGCUUGUCCGUCCGUUGCUGCUGCUAGGCCCGAAAUUCUGGGCAUUUUUCUGAUUUUGGGUAAACCCAUGGGCUUUCCCUGCAGCUUGCCACCGGCCUCUUUCCCCCUGCAGCUCCGGUUUCUACAGCUGGAGAAUUAUGGUUCCUGAUCGUUCUGUCAGUUUAGCACCGAGAUUGAGUCUUCGGUUUUAUGUGAGUGAGGAAGCGAAACCGAGGACGGGGAAACCACGGGAAGUGACGUGUUAGAAAGCUAGCCAUUUCGAGAUUGAUAUAGAUUUUAGAAAUAAAUCAUGAUCUUGUAAGAUAGAUUGUAUUUGGAGAUUUUUGGUAUCAGAGCAAAUAUUAAAAUUUUAUUUUCAGA